AUGGCAAGCACCCGGGCCGAGGGCUCAGGCUCAGGCUGGCAGGGGACCUGUGCGCUGGCUGCAGCCCUGCUCUGGCUGCACCCACUGCUGCUGUGUGCUGAGCCCAAGAGAGCUACCCUGGAUGUGUGUGGGAAGCCAGCAGUAACUGGGAAGAUCUUUGGUGGCCAGAACGCGCCAGACUGUCGGUGGCCGUGGCAGGCCAGCCUGUUCUACCGCGGCAAGCACAUCUGUGGAGCUGCCCUCAUAGAUGCCUACUGGGUGAUCUCAGCUGCCCACUGCUUCCAAAAGUCCCGUGAACCAUCUGACUACUGGAUCCUGCUUGGGUACCAUCAGCUCCAGCAUCCCACUGAGCAUAGCCGGCAGAUGACAGUAUAUCGAAUCAUUGUUCACAGUGACUUUAACAAGUACUACUUCAUGGGCAGUGACAUCGCCCUGUUGCAACUGCAUCUGUCUGUGAAUUUCACUUCGCACAUCCUCCCUGCCUGCCUCCCGCGGCCUACCACAAAGCUGUCCCUUCACAGCAGCUGCUGGAUAACGGGCUGGGGAAUGAUCACCGAGGAUGAUUUCCUGGCUGCACCAUUCCAGCUGCAGGAGGGAGAGGUCGGCAUCAUUGACAGUGAGGUCUGUAAAAUGUAUUUCCAAUCACCAGACUCCAGCAGAAGUGAAUAUUCUAUACACGAGGAUAUGUUUUGUGCUGGGGACCUCAUGACAGGAAAGUCCAUCUGCAGAGGAGAUUCUGGGGGCCCCCUGGUCUGCAAGCUGAACGGUGGUACUUGGUUUCUGAUGGGGCUGUCUAGCUGGAGCCAGGCCUGCCGCUAUCCCGUAGGCCCCAGUGUCUUCACCAGGCUCACCUACUUCUCCAGCUGGAUCAAUGAGAAGAGGAGCACCUCGCCCAAUCCUGAUCCUUCUUUUGCUCCUCCGCAGGACAAUCCUCCUAUUUUAAGUGACUUUUCUUCUCUGGGGACUGUCCACAAGCCCAGCACCUGCAUAACCCUUGUGUCUUCACAGACCCUCCUCCUACUGCUGAUUUCCCUAAGGACUCUGUGACAGACCCCAUGAUGCCCCUCCUGUCCCUCCCCAACAAGCUUGUCUGCAUUAGUAUCAACAGACUCUACAUUCUUCUUAAAUGUGUCCAUCUCUGAGCAAUUCUGUCUAUCUGAGGCUUGCUCCAGG
This is a messenger RNA of Hyaena hyaena (striped hyena), 1173 nucleotides long. RefSeq names its product serine protease 40-like. Gene Ontology annotation, biological process: proteolysis. Gene Ontology annotation, molecular function: serine-type endopeptidase activity. The coding region runs from base 1 to 1047 and encodes 348 amino acids. The record is from RefSeq and is a predicted model, not a curated record. Lineage: Eukaryota; Metazoa; Chordata; Mammalia; Carnivora; Hyaenidae. The transcript has 5 exons.